CACUUCACCCUCACUUUUUCUUCCCAAAAAAUCCCUCGUCCCUUAGCCUUUUUCCCUUCGUUUCCCACUGCCGCUAGGCCUCCUCCUCUUCUUGUGAAGAACAAUUUAGUCUGCUGUUUGAGGCACGAACUACUCUUCUUGAAGAGAAGAGAAGAAAAGGCGUUGGUCAUUAGGGUUUCAAACCACAAAAAGUGUGUUUGGGAUAGAAAAUAAAAGGAUGGGAAAGCGAUUUGGCGGCGGCCGUUCCCCCUCCGCCUCCUCCUCCGUGCUUAGCCACAAGAUUCUCCGCCGUCGGCUCCAGUCGUGCCAGCACGCUCACUCCACCGUCGAUGAAAUCGUAGAGCACCUUCGAACUAACUACCCUGAUUACAAGCGCAUCAAGCAACAACCUUUCACCAGGGCUGUCCAACAAGCUCUUCAAUCCUUUUCAAAAAACCCCAAAAAGCCAUCUCUUUCCGCUUGUGAUUUCAACUUUGAUGAUGAUAAUGAUGAACAUGAACAUGCCGUUUCACCUUCUUCUUCACCUUCAUGGAAGAAGGUUAGGAGAAGCGAUGGGACUGAAGAAAGGUUACAACGUAUGGAGGAUUUGCACAUUCAAAGGAGACAAAUACAGCACCGCUCCAACUCCGAGUCAAACUCGGACCCAUCUUCAUCAUCGGAAGAAGAAGAAGAUGGGGCAGUUUCAACUUCGGAAGAUGCCAUUUAUGCCGAGAAAGAAGAACCCAAGUUUGAUUUAAUGAAAUCAAUGCUAAGACAAGGUUAUACUCAGUCCAACAAAACAAAACAAAAGCCUGAAGUGAAAAACAUUGAAAUGGAGGUUGCAACUGAUAAGCCUGACAAGAAGAUUGCUAUGAAUAAUGAAGGUGGGACUGCAAUCCAAGAGAGUGCCGAGCUGAAAAAACAAACAAAGCCUUCAGCUUUUGCAGGUGCUGCUGAUGGUGUGGAGGUCAACAGGAAGGAGGGGCCAAGGUUCAGGGAUUUAGGUGGCAUGGGAGGAGUAUUGGAGGAGUUGAAGAUGGAAGUCAUAGUGCCUCUUUACCAUCCACAUUUGCCACGGUGGUUGGGAGUCAAGCCAAUGGCUGGCAUUUUGCUACAUGGCCCGCCUGGCUGUGGCAAGACCAAAUUGGCCCAUGCCAUUGCCAAUGAAACUGGUGUUCCUUUCUAUAAAAUUUCAGCUACCGAGGUGGUUUCUGGUGUCUCAGGUGCAUCAGAAGAAAAUAUCAGGGAGCUCUUCUUGAAAGCAUAUAGGACUGCUCCAUCAAUUGUAUUCAUUGAUGAGAUUGAUGCCAUUGCAUCUAAAAGAGAAAAUCUGCAAAGGGAGAUGGAGCGCCGAAUUGUCACACAGUUAAUGACUUGUAUGGAUGAGUCUCAUAGACUUGUGCAGCCAAGUGAUAAAGAGUCAAGUUUGGAGAGCUCUGAUUCCAAGCCUGGUUACGUCCUUGUAAUUGGAGCUACCAAUAGACCUGAUGCUGUGGACCCUGCACUACGGAGGCCUGGACGAUUUGAUCGAGAGAUUGUUCUUGGUGUUCCAGAUGAAAAUGCUAGGCGUGAGAUCCUUUCUGUGCUUACACGCAAUCUUAGACUUGAAGGUUCUUUUGAUCUUUGGAAAAUAGCUAGGGCUACACCUGGGUUUGUUGGAGCAGAUUUGGCUGCCUUGGCUAACAAGGCUGGUAAUCUUGCCAUGAAGAGAAUCAUAGACCAAAGAAAGCAUGAGUUUUCUAGAGAAUCUAUAGAUGAGGAACAAGCUGAUCAGUGGUGGAGGCGGCCUUGGUUGCCUGAGGAGAUGGAAAAACUGACAAUCACUAUGGCUGAUUUUGAGGAAGCAGCCAAAAUGGUUCAACCUUCAUCUAGAAGAGAGGGAUUCUCCACAAUUCCAAAUGUUAAGUGGGAGGAUGUUGGUGGUCUUGAUUUCCUAAGGCAGGAGUUUGACCGUUACAUAGUUAGGAGCAUAAAAUUUCCCGAGGAUUAUGCGGAAUUUGGAGUGGACUUAGAGACAGGAUUUUUGCUUUAUGGACCACCAGGCUGUGGUAAAACAUUGAUUGCAAAGGCUGUUGCUAAUGAGGCUGGAGCCAAUUUCAUUCACAUUAAGGGCCCUGAACUUUUGAAUAAAUAUGUUGGAGAAAGUGAAAUGGCAGUUCGGACAUUAUUCAGCCGUGCCAGGACAUGUUCACCAUGCAUACUAUUUUUUGAUGAGGUGGAUGCUUUGACCACAAAACGUGGGAAAGAGGGGGGAUGGGUUGUUGAGCGACUUCUGAACCAGUUACUCAUUGAGUUAGAUGGUGCAGAUCAGCGGCGUGGUGUUUAUGUCAUUGGUGCCACUAAUAGACCUGAGGUGAUGGAUUGUGCCAUCUUACGGCCUGGUAGGUUUGGUAAACUUCUCUAUGUACCUCUUCCCAGUCCAGAUGAACGUGGGUUAAUCUUAAAAGCCCUCGCUAGGAAGAAGCCAAUAGAUGCCAGUGUGGAUUUGAGUGCCAUUGGACAUAUGGAGGCUUGCGAAAAUUUAAGUGGGGCUGAUCUUUCUGCACUGAUGAAUGAAGCUGCAAUGGCUGCUUUGGAAGAGAAACUCACUUCAACUGGGAUCUCUGAGACUUCAUGGACAAUCAAGACAUUCCAUUUUGAACGAGCACUGAGUAAAAUCUCACCCUCAGUCUCCGAUAAGCAAAAACAAUUCUAUAAGGCAUUGUCAGAGAGCUUCAAAGCUGGUUGAGAAUAGACAAUCCCCAUUGAUGUACCAUUACAGGAGCUGUUAUUGAUGUCUGAUAUUCAACACCUGAGAAUUGCAGGAUCAAAGCAGCCAUUCUCAACGUUAAGAUGUGUCUGAAUUGUUCAAUGUAUUCUGUUCGUAUGUUUCUUUUUUACCCCUAAUAUUGAGUGUUAAAUGAAGCUUGCUUCUCUUUUUAUGAGGGAAAAAAAUUUUGUGCCAACAGAUUAAAACUUGGUUAGCUGCAGUUGUUUGCGGGAAAUACAGUGGAGAAACGUGUAGUUAUCCAUUUUAAGCAAUGCAAAGGGAAUUGGUUUAUAAGUUCACCCCUUUUAAUGUAAAACAAUAAUAAGUAAUGUCUUGUAUUUAUCUUCCAAUUCAUAUAUUUGUAUUGUAUUUUUUAUAUUAAAU
This is a messenger RNA of Durio zibethinus, 3112 nucleotides long. Its product is annotated as cell division control protein 48 homolog C-like. Gene Ontology annotation, molecular function: ATP hydrolysis activity; ATP binding. NCBI's taxonomy places the organism in Eukaryota, Viridiplantae, Streptophyta, Magnoliopsida, Malvales, Malvaceae. The record is from RefSeq and is a predicted model, not a curated record.